Molecule: messenger RNA, 1468 nt
Organism: Cuscuta campestris
Lineage: Eukaryota; Viridiplantae; Streptophyta; Magnoliopsida; Solanales; Convolvulaceae
Source: the annotation of a GenBank genome assembly
GAGCCUUUGCCAGUUUCUGGUCGAAUACAUCGGGAAGACGUACACCGAAGGGAACGUGGCCACAGACACUCUCUCCCUCGGUGGCAUCUCCUUCCCGGACGUCAUCUUCGGCUGUGCCCACAAUAGUAGCGACCAAGGCUUCCAGGGCGCCGUCUCCGGCAUCAUGGGGCUCAGCCUUGCCUCCUUCUCCAUCAUCGGACAGCUUCGCUCGCAGGUAGCCGGGAAGUUCGCCCACUGCUUCUCAUCCUCACCCAACAUCUCAUCCCGCAUUGCAUUCGGCCCCGAUGCCAUGAUCCCAUAUCCGUACGGCGUCGUUUCCACUCCAUUGGAUAGCUCUGUAGCUGCGAGAAUAAUAGGUAACUUUGGGUAUUGGCUCACGCUCGAGACUUUGAGCGUGGGGAACAAAAGACUAUUGCUAGAGAAGCCUUUGCACACAUAUUGGUUUGGGAAUGCGACCAUUGUCGCGGACACCGGGACGUAUUACACGUACCUCCCAUUUGAGCUUUACGACGCGUUUGAGAAGGAGAUGAGGAAAGCAAUUGGGGCGCCAAUGACGAAGAACGAGUACGGGCAGUUGUGUUACAAUGAAUCAGGGGUGGAAGUGGGGCGGCGUCCGAGGAUCGUGGCGCAUUUCGCGGGGAAUGCUGACGUGGAGCUUUCGCCGAAGGGCGUGUACGAGGAAUGGGGGAAUGGGGUGGUGUGUGUGACGCUGGUUUCGGAGACGGACGACAUUAACAUGCCCAUCUUCGGGGUGAAGUCGCAGAUGGACCAUGUUCUCUACUAUGACCUUGUAGACAAUAAUCUCCAUUCCAGAUUUCCAUUCUUGUCCUCGGCCCCAUAUUCCAUGAGAGAAAGAGAGAUAGAGAUAGAAAUAGGGAGAGAGAGAGAGAGAGAAUCUCAAUCUGGUGGUGGUGCUUGGAGGCCAUGCGUCGCUGUUGAUGGCUUCUUGGACUCCUAAUGUGGUCUAGCAGCUUGCGACGAGAGUCUGCUUUCUGUUCUCUCUCGAGAUUCUCUUGUAAUACCGAUUUUCCCCCGGCCUGUUGCUCUUGUUGCGUUUGAUUCUGAGUGAGGCCAUGAUUAACGGCGGUGAUGGUGGCCUGAGAGGGGUGGGUGUCCAGGCUUCCGGUUCCGGCGGACCGCCCCAGCCUCUGGAGUGGAAAUUUUCGCAGGUGUUCGGGGAACGUACUGCCGGAGAGGAGUUGAUAUCAUCUCUGCCAUUGAAUUUGAUAAAACUGGUGACCAUCUUGCUACUGGUGACCGUGGGGGUAGAGUGGUAUUAUUUGAGAGGACAGAUACAAAGGAGGUAGUUUUUUAAUUUUGAUUUUUUUGUGGAAAAGGGUGAAAUAAGCCCUCCAAGUCUUUUCAAAGCAGAUAUCGAUCUUCAUAAAAUUAACAAUAAUGCUGUUAAACCGUUUUUACCUGUAGCCAGCUUGUGACGUUCAGGUCACCGCAUCACCACCUAAUCCUG